AGAAUGAGUGAGUGAGUGAGUGAGAGAGUGAGCGGAGUGAGAGAGAGAGAGAGAGAAAGAGAGAGAGACAGAGAGCGAGCACGAGCAGCGGCAUUCCACUAGUCAGAGCUAACCCUAUCUCAACCCCCAGCCUACCUGCUAUCUUCUCACAGACACAGUGAUGCAGGAUCCCAACACGCUGUGCUGAGAGUGAGCUCCUUCUGCUUCUGACACACCACACAACACAGCACACAACUCUCUUCUCAGCCAAACACAACCGGGUCAGUAUGGAGGAGGCCGACCUGUUGAAGGAGCGGCUCCAGGCCAUAACGGAGAAAAGAAGAGUCCAGGACGACAUCGCAAAAAAAAGGAGACAAAUUGAGGAGGAAAAAUUAAAACUCCAAUGUUUGAAGAAAAAAGCCCUUCGAGAGCAAUGGCUGAUGGAUGGGCUAAGCCCUCAGAGUGAGGAGGACCAGGAGGCCACCAAACUACAGGCCCAGGGCGACCAGGAGCAAACCCUAUUACUGCAGAGUAACAUUGACAGAAUGGAGACGGAAAUAGAGGCUCUGGAAACACAGGAGCUGCAGAUUUCAGCCAACGAGGAAGUGAUUCUGAAGAGACUGAAGGAGGUGGAAAGGACUGCAGAGGACAUCAUCAAGAGAGCUACCGCUGUGGCAAGUGUGACGGAUGGUAAAGAACUGAACGAAGGUUGCAGUAACCCUCAGAAUCACAAUCCAAACGAACCCAGAUCCUUCCCGAAGGCAGUAACCAUGGAGACCAGUGAACAAACGGAGAUGACCAGCGUAAUUGCCUAUGAAAAGGAACUCUCGCUCACUGACUCAACUGAAAACAAAAAGGGCUUAGGAGGAACAGAAGAGGAACAAGUCUGUUUAGAGGCUGACUCACUAGAAUCCAUAGGAAAGAAAGCGUUGCUAGAAAUUCUAGCAGAUUUACCGGCUAGUAUGAUCGAUGAGCUUGACGGCUUAGGAAACGGGCUCUGCACAGGUAACCCAUUUCGAAAGGAGGCUUUGUCUAGCCAUGAAGAACUCAACCGAAACGAAUCCAUCACUUCGUCUGUCUCUGACACACCGUCAAGUGUUGACAGUGUGUAUGAGAACGAAGCUCAUCGUAAGAGACAGGACACCCAAGAACUAGAACAGCCUGAAGAUACUGUGUCCAACCCAGAGGAUGAUGAAGAUGGUGAGGAUAAAGACACAAAAGAGAUUGAAUAUGGCCCAUUAGAAAACUACAUCAGUGAUGUCCCAGAGGAGUCUUUACUAGAACAGUACAUCAGAGAGGAGGUUCUGUCGGAUGUCUCCAACGAGUCCUGUCAUGGUCUGGACCCAGACGAGGUGGAUGAAUGCCUGCGUGUUGAGAUAGCAGAGGCCUCUUCAGACGAUGAGAGUGAAGAUGGAGCAAAUAAAUGGAGGGCGAUAUUUUCCUCCUCGAUCAACCAUGAGGACGAUGAUGACUAUCUGGAUAGCCUCCAACUGAGUGCACAGGAUCUCUUCGUCCAAAAGGUUGAAGUGCAAAACGUUGACAACCAUGACGAUAACGAGGAGGAAGUUCAAGUGAAGAUACCAAAGGAAGAGGAACUGGAAGUGUUGGAGCAACCAGAUUACCUCACUGGUAUUGCACAGGAAGUGACAUAUAACCCUGCAGCACUGCUCCAAAGCCUGUCCAAAAUCUCUGAAGACGAGGAGGGAAAUGGCAAUGGUUCAAGGCACAAUACAUCUUGCAAGGCAGAUCCCAACAAGAAGCUUCCAAAGGACUUCUGCGUUAUCCAGGAGACCAAGAGUGAGAACGUCAGCACAGAGCAUGUGGACUUCCAGCUGGCCCGGAAACAGUGGAGGGAGAUGGAAGAGCAGACCAAGAACUUGGUGCUGUCACCCACCACAAAGCAGUGUGGGCCCCUCAUGGGCAGCCACAGCUUCAUGUACACUCCAGUCAGGAACAUUGACAGGCCCAAGACGAGAGAUACGAGCCUAGAGAAUUUGGCUAUGGGUGGAGCUGAGUAUCCCCACACCCAGUUUAGCCCCUGCUCAGAGGACUCAGGCCUGGGCGAUUCCAGCUACAGGUCCCCUUAUGAAGAAUUCCCAGAGACCUCCAUUGAGAGGGAGAUCCGCCUGGCCAUGGAGAGAGAAGACAGCUUUAAGCGGGACAGGGGUUUCUCCAAUGGGAUGAAACCUACAGAAUGUGCUCAGACAAAUGCCAAGCCAGUCAUCUUGCUCCCAGCGAAGCUAUGUCAGGAGGUUGACGAAAAGAGGAAGACGUUUGAGAGUAUGGAGGACGGCAGCUGCAACAUACCCAGAUCCAAAACUACUCCAUCAUUCAUUAUUACGUCUUCGCCGGCAAAGGGGCCACUGAAACACGAUCUGCCUGCCAACAGCAUCAUUAUACUAGAACCGGAAGGAAGUCCAAGACAUGGCGCCAGAGACACCUCCAGAGCUAACGAGUGGCACUCGGAUGAAACCUCCAAUGCCAACUUUAUCAUCCUAGAGACAUCCAACCUGAUCAUCAGGAGCGCCUCAGAGUUCUGCCUGAACACGGCCUGUGAGCAGCAGGGCCAGGAGUGCUCCUCAACGUUCCUCAACAACCCCUUCUUCAAGCUGCGCUCCAGGAGCCAGCUGUCAUUGGUGGACGAGGAGAUCAAGAUGGUGAAACAGCGCGAAGAGGAGCUGAAGAAAGAAAGAGCGAACAUCUAUCCGAAAGGGAUGUACAACAACACAGGCCUAGUGGCUGAGAAUCUCAUGGACAGCUUGUCGUUUGAAGCUGAUGCGCCACUGAAGUGUAAGUCUUCGCCAUCAUCACCAAUGAAAACGGCAUACAAGAUGGAUCGCUCAGCCCUAUCCUGUGAUCACAGAUUUCCUGAGGUGUAUGGAGCCGGAGGAAGGCGUAAGAGCGCCUUGGCGCUGCGCUGGGAGGCUGGGGAGUUUGCCGAGUGAAGAACAGAGUACAACCCUCAGUCACUGGUGAAAAUAUUGUCGGUCCACUUUCAGCUGAGUUAAUAGACUUAAUGCAGUGCUGCAAACUCAUGUUUGUUUCAUGUUGCGACAUUUAACCACACUUGCUGCUUCUGUAAUGUUAUCGAUUCUCUGGUCCAAGUGCCAGGAAAUAGUAUUGUGUGUUCGCCCGCCAAGAUGCCUGAAUGUAAAUGAAUGUAAUGUUUAGUCCACAGAUGCUAACAUUUUAUGAAAUUUUAAUGUGAGCAAAUCUUAAAACAUAUUUUGGUGUAUUGUCUUGCUAAAGGAAAGAAGCUUAUAUUUAUUGUACUUUCGUACUGUGUUUUCCAGAAAUAUUGGUGUGGGCAUAUAACAUACUGUAUGAUACAAUUCUAUAACAUAUAACUUGUAUCAAAAAAUAUAUUCAAUCAGUUGCUGAAAUCUGAGAUAUGUUGAACGGACAUUAUACACCAUGUGAAAUCAUGUUUGAUUGAAAUACAUUUUUAACAUUCCCUUAAAAGCUGGAAUCCUUAAUGGUGAAACCACCACAUCCUUUUGCGAUACUUUAAAAACAAUAACGGCGAUGGGCAGCCAGUGGCGCCGUUUCCCUUAUUACGGAUUCCAUGUUUAAAAUAAAAUACUAUUUCCAGAAUCAAAAAGGAAAAGAGUAAAAAAAAAAAAAGAAGCUUAUUAAAAAAAAAAAAAACUUUUCUAUAUUGUGCAUUUCCCUACAAAUGUCAGAUGUUUACAAUUUUCAAAGGAGGAAAAUGUUUCUGCUUUUAAAUAAUUAUUGAGGCAGAGUAUUAAACAAGCUCCAUUUUUUGAGAAUUGCCAUUUAACGCUGAUAAUAGAGUUCAUGAAACAAAAAAUAAUUGACAUUGUUUCAUUAAGUAUGUUUGUAUGCUUACUUGUUACGGUUUUGCUUAUACAAAAACAAUCACCAGUAUUGCUUGCUAGCAUUUGAAAUUGUGUAAGGAAAUUACCUAAAAUAAGAGAGGCCACUUUAUUACAUUAUUUUUCAGGUGAUUUUCCUUGUAUUCUUACUGCAAGUGUUCAAUAGAUUAGUGCAACAAUAAAUACCACGUAUGAAUA
This is a messenger RNA of Oncorhynchus mykiss (rainbow trout), 4013 nucleotides long. It is a transcript of the gene palmdb, whose product is annotated as palmdelphin b. Gene Ontology annotation, cellular component: cytoplasm; membrane. Gene Ontology annotation, biological process: regulation of cell shape. The record is from RefSeq and is a predicted model, not a curated record. Lineage: Eukaryota; Metazoa; Chordata; Actinopteri; Salmoniformes; Salmonidae.